AAGAAGAAGAAGCAGCAAUGGCAACCGUAGCGGUUGUAGCGGUAUUUGACGAGUUUAGCGAACGCGAUGAUCGUAGUGUUGGUUGGUAGCCGUAGACGUAAUGUUGGGUGGGAUCGACGGUAAAUUUACCAGAUACUUAUACUAUGUAAAAUAAGUGGCAAAAAAACCAAACGUGCGAAGAAAAAAAAUUAAGUGAAUUGUCGGUGGAGCAUUGGCGCGCGUGUGUUUACAUUUAGAUACAAAAAAAAAAAUAUUAAAACGGAUACAGCGAAGAAGAGUUGCAACUGGGAGAGACUUUGUGAAACAAAAUCUCUCUUGACUAUGAGCAAUAAAUUGGAAAUCAUGGACACCAAACCGCCAACGACGCCGUCCAGUAAUGAAAAUGGGCCUAGUAACGGCCACGGAAACGGCCAUGGUAGCAGCAACAGCAACAGCACCGGCAACUAUCACCAUCAUCGCGCGCCGCGUACCCCCGAAAGCUACUUCAAUGUGCCCGAAUCCAUUGCGCUGUUGAACAUCGUCAAAUCCGAGCGCAUUCAGAGUGCCUUCCAAUCGAAUCGCAAAAAUCACGCCAGCGUCUGGGAAAUGGUCGCAGAAGUAUUGAAUCGAUUUAGCGCACGCAAGCGCUCGGCUAAACAGUGUUGCAAUCGUUAUGAAAAUUUAAAAAAGAUCUACACACAACUAAAGAAGAAUCCUGAGCGGCACGUACGCCGCAACUGGCCCUACAUGUUUCUGUUCAAGGAAAUCGAAGAGCAACGCGGCGAAUGUUGGGGUUCGGCGAAUGGCAAGCGGCUGGCGUUGAUUGCCAAAAGCCACAAAGAACUCUCCUACUAUCAGCGCCGGCGACAGGCCGCUGAACUGGGUGUUGCGUAUCUGGGCAAAGAGGCGGCUGCUGUAAUGCAACACAGCUUGCUGCAGAGCCUCUCCACCGACUCAAGUAGCAAUAAUAGUAAGAUGGAACGCUUUCUGCCCAAUCACUUUGUGGAAGCACAGCUAGGUGACGGGCUGGAAGGUGGCAGCAGUAUGGGGGGUAUGUAUGGUGAUGGCAGCGCGUCAUUGCAUCUGCCACCAGGCGCAAGCGCAGCAGCGGCAGCGGCAGCAGCAGCAGCAGCUGCGGCGGCUGCAAUGAAUGUAGCCAUGCAGAAGGAACAGGAAAUGAGGGAAAAUGGCGUCAGCGCUGGCGUGGGCGGUGUAGUAGGUGGGAUGGAGCGUGGCAACGGCGCUGCGGAACCGCAACAUACGGGCGAGCUGAAUGGCGCCCGGCCACUAAAUGGUGGUGCGAAUGUUGUGAACGAUGUGGCCCGCUUAGCAGUUGGUGGUGGCGGAGCAACCGCAGUGGGCAAUUUGCUGGCACCCCAUGUCGGCAAUGGUGGCAUUAAGGAUGUGCUGCGACCACACUUUGAGAAAGACUGCAAUGGCGUAGCGCCGUUGGGUUUGCCCAAUGGCGAGCAUAACAUCUCAAUGAAGUCUGAGCCAAUGUCCGAGGGAGAAUUCAAUCCGGAUGAUAUACAGUUGAUGCAGACUAACUACAAUGGAUCACAAAACUACUAUCCGCACAACAUUGACCCCAACAUCCUUCAUCCGGACGUUAUUGUCGACACCGAUAACAUUUCCGAUUGCAGCAGCGUUAUCGGUGGUGAUGGUAACGGUGGUGGCUCUGCAAAAAGCAAACGCAAACUCUCCACAUCUACCGAUGGCGGUGAUAGUACAAAUUACGAACUGAUCGAGUACUUAAAGCGACGCGAGAAGCGCGAUGAAGAAUUGCUGCAACGCAUGGACGCGCGGGAAGAGCGUUUAUUGGCAUUGCUCGAACGUACAGUUGUCGCUAUAGAAACGUUGGCUGGCAAGAAAUCAGCGGAAAGCAAGGAAUAAAUAACAACUAUGCGCUUAAUGGAAAUAAAAUGCGUCAA
Messenger RNA from Rhagoletis pomonella (apple maggot), 1910 nucleotides. RefSeq lists its product as uncharacterized. The record is from RefSeq and is a predicted model, not a curated record. NCBI's taxonomy places the organism in Eukaryota, Metazoa, Arthropoda, Insecta, Diptera, Tephritidae. The coding region runs from base 322 to 1872 and encodes 516 amino acids. The transcript has 4 exons.